CUAAAUUAAUUUAUUGUAAUUCACAAGACAAAAUAUUUAUCAAUUCGGACUUACCGUAGUCCAAUUAAAAAUUGUUCUUUAUGUUAAAACACGUCAACAAUAUACAAAAAACUAAUCCUGGUGUCUACAUGGUGAGUUCAUUUGUAUCCAUUUCAUCCAGAGUUGAGAGUUGAGAAAAAGGACUUUUUUUCCUGUAAAGCGCAAAUCAACAGAAUUGUCUUAAAGCUGGUAUUUAUCAAUACCUUUCUAACACAUAAUUUGAAGACGCCAACGACUGCUUUGAACGAUAUUAGAUAAGGGAGAGUUAAUAAAGAAUCAGUUUUCGGAAAAGAGUUAGAAGAUAGUUAACUGUGAUCUCAUGGCUAAUUCAAAUAGGUUUGCAAAGUUGGUGUUGAUGACUAUAGCGAUGUGUUUUUACUUUCUACCAACAAAAGAAGUUCUACAGAAACAAAACAACGUGAAAUUAUUAGCAUGUUCACAGCUUUCAUCAACACAACCAGACACAAGGUCACAGCUUUCAUCAACACAACCAGACACAAGGUCACAGCUUUCAUCAACACAACCAGACACAAGGUCACAGCUUUCAUCAACACAACCAGACACAAGGUCACAGCUUUCAUCAACACAACCAGACACAGAAAUUCGAUCAAAACAACAAAAACAAGAAAGGCUGCUCAAACAAAGAGAAGACAACUGUCGUGAUUAUAGAAUUAGCAAACAAGCGAUAUAUCGAUUGAAAGAGUAUUGGAGCUCUCCAAUUGUGGUUCCAAAAUACAAAUUAAUCUUCUUUUGGAACGAAAAGUCCGCAUGUACUUAUUGGAAAAAGUUAUUUCAAUUCAUUCAAGGUAUAAAAAAUACGGAAGUACAUAACCAUAGAAACGGAUUGGCAACUUUAAAUAGCUUUGAUAUUUGUGAAAUUAUAAAAAUGAUGUACAAUGAAUCAUGGGUGAAAGCUGUAUUUGUAAGAGAACCUAGAGAACGGUUAUUAUCUUCAAAUUUAGAAAAGGGCCGUCAUCAACAUGUAAUGUAUCAAUUGUGUAGAGUUAAUCGCACAGUGACAUUUUACGAGUUCCUAGAAAUUAUAAAACACUGUAAAAAUGGACAUUGGGAUAAGCAAGUUCGAAUUCCGGAAUACCUAUACGAACAGAUGAUGGUAGGAAAACUUUCAGAGAUUUCCUCAUUCACAGAACGACUUUUCAAAAAGAUAGGAGCAUGGAACGAGAAAGUUGUAGCUUGGCUUCAAUCAAGCGAAAAGCUUACACGAGAUCACAGAAGUGACGCAAAAAGUAAACUAUUACAAUAUUACAAUGGAACUAAGACGGGGGACUUAAUUUUUGAUUUAUUUCCGGAAGAUUACAGAGUGUUUGGUUUUAGCAUGACUAAUUAUAACAAAAUAAAUAAUACAACAACAUGAAA
Molecule: messenger RNA, 1416 nt
Organism: Mytilus trossulus (common blue mussel)
Lineage: Eukaryota; Metazoa; Mollusca; Bivalvia; Mytilida; Mytilidae
Product: carbohydrate sulfotransferase 9-like
Exons: 2
Coding region: 359-1414 (351 amino acids)
Biological process (GO): carbohydrate biosynthetic process
Cellular component (GO): membrane
Molecular function (GO): sulfotransferase activity
Source: RefSeq, a predicted model, not a curated record